GCCUUUGGUACAUCUGCAUUUUUAUGUGAUUACCGUAUUGAAGGGAACAACCUCUCUAACGAAUGUACUUUUCGUGAUGUAUCUAGGACAGUCCUUUUGGACAUACAUACUGACCUAGGAUAGAUCGGUCCCACAAGAACGAUAAUACAGUGACUCCUGCCUCCCAAAUCACGCGUCUCUGUGUCAAACCACGCGACGCUCAAAUAACCAAAACAACCGAUUCCUUCCGCUGCUGUCCGAAAUCUACGCACAGCCAUCCUUUAUUUUCCUCGAAAAUCCGCUUCGCAUUAUGGUUUUCUUCUUUACAACAACAUUGAUCCUAUCACAUAACAAAAAGUCCUCUUACUCGAUAAAACAUACAUACGCAUCACUUCAGCGCAUCAACAUCGAAGCAUCAACACAGAAGAACACUUCAAGCUCAGAUCCUACACUCAAAAAUCUCUCAACAAUGUUACCCGUCGCCGUCCUCUUCCUCCUCACUGGCGUCGCUUUCGCCGCACCAACUCACAUCAAAUCUACCUCCACCUCAGCUACAAAUGGUGGUGUCGUGCCUCCUUUCCUAACGAAUCCGCCUCAAGCUCCUUCGUACGUCGGCCUGUCAGUGGAGAACGAGGCGGCUAGGAUCGAGUCGGAGGAGGACUGGGGGAUGCCAAGGGGACAAUAGGGAUCGGGCGUGACCCAACGAAUCGAACAUGGAUGGACAGUGGAAGGGUGCGAGAACUGGGGGAGGCCCAUUGCAAGGGGGGCUGAGCGGAAGAGCGUUGGACGACACAAGGCCUCAUCACUUCUCCCAAAGUUAUAUACCAAUCCGUCUAGUUAAACAAAAUUUAUCCUAAGAUCAACAUUCUUCAUAGCGAACACCC
Messenger RNA from Pseudovirgaria hyperparasitica, 863 nucleotides. RefSeq lists its product as uncharacterized. The record is from RefSeq and is a predicted model, not a curated record. NCBI's taxonomy places the organism in Eukaryota, Fungi, Ascomycota, Dothideomycetes, Acrospermales, Acrospermaceae. The transcript has a single exon. The coding region runs from base 449 to 664 and encodes 71 amino acids.